Messenger RNA from Trichoderma atroviride IMI 206040, 1646 nucleotides. RefSeq lists its product as uncharacterized. Gene Ontology annotation, molecular function: mating-type factor pheromone receptor activity. Gene Ontology annotation, biological process: G protein-coupled receptor signaling pathway. Lineage: Eukaryota; Fungi; Ascomycota; Sordariomycetes; Hypocreales; Hypocreaceae. Gene Ontology annotation, cellular component: plasma membrane. The record is from RefSeq and is a predicted model, not a curated record.
UACAAAUGUGAUGCUGCAGUUUGCUCGUCUUCUUCAGCUGGCAAUAGUUUCAUCCAAAUUUACCAGGGCUGGUACGCAAUGGAAAUGUUUUCUGCGUGUGUGUGAAGCAAAAUGCACUGAUAUGCAUGCGUGUGUAUGACUAGGAGGUUUAUUCCAUUAUAUUUUAUUUUAAUCUAUUUUCUUAUACAGGAGUUUCUAUCAAUAAAAGUAUCCUCGACUACCGGUUUUUUUUUUUUUUUUUUGUGUUUGUUCCUUUAUUGACUGCCUUAUUGUUUCUAUAGAAGACCAAUUCCCUGACAUCUUCUGCUAUUGCUGCUCGUUCUAUACAUCAGCAAUAGCUAUUGACCAUGAAACCAUCCUUUCCCAGUUUAUUUUGAAAAGAAUAUGCUUCUUGCUGCUCAUCAUCAGCCAUCCUCUUCCUGAUUCCUUUAUAUCAUCAUCAUCACCGCUCUCUUCAUACCCACGCCUUGUCACGAUAUCAAAAUCCUCAUCCUACCAUUGGCAACACUGAUACAAACCAAUCCACCAUCAUGGACUCGCCCUUCAAUCUCGCCCCUCGCGGCACUUCCAGCAUCUUCAUGCCCGGUCUGGCCCCAACCACCUUCACCAACCCAUCCCCCACGGCCAACCUCAUCUGCCGCGUCGUCCUCGCCCUCCUCGGCAACCUCGUCUGCCUCGUGCCCCUGCGGCUCCUCUACCGCAACGGCGAGCUGGCCGCCGCCAUGCUCAUCCUCGUGGUGGAGCUGCAAAACGUUGACAGCGUACUCAACGCCCUCAUCUGGCACAACGACGACGUGGCAUCCUGGUGGCCGGGCUACGGCUUCUGCGACGUCGACACCCACAUACACAAUCUCGCCAUCGGCCUCUUCAACACCUGCCUCCUGGCCAGCAUGCGCAACCUGGCCAUGCAGAUCCAGAACAUGAGAGCCAACCCCCUCACCAAGACGGAGAAGACGCGGCGCAACAUUGUCCAGGCGCUCAUCAUCUUCCCGCUGCCGCUUCUGCAGGCCGCGUGGACAUAUCCUCUCUCCCAGCAGCGAUAUUAUAUCGGCACGUUGAGCGGAUGCUCCUGGGCCCCUGCCCAUUCGUGGCCGUAUGCAGCCUUUGACAUCUUGCUGCCGGCACUCAUGCCGCUCCUCACUGCCGGCUAUGCUAUUUUCGUAUACAUACGAUACCGCCAAAUCUCCAAAUCCACCGCGUCCGCCCUCUCCAACAGCCCCCUCGCCCAGGCCCGCAGCCAACGAGCCCGCCGCCGCCUCUAUCUCAUGGUCGUCACCAUCCUCGUGCCGUACCUCCCCAUCGUGCUGGCGCUCGCCAUUGUCAACAUGCAGGUGGCUGGAGGUUUCAAGCCCUACGACUUCGACGCCAUCCACAACCAUGGCGAGAUACCCUGGGACGCAAUUGUAUACUUGACAAGCAGCCAGGUGCACUGGGCAUACAUAAACAUGUGCUACCUGCCCAUCGCAGCGACCGUGCCGAUAUUCAUCUUCUUCGGCAUGACCAAGGAUGCCAUGAACUGCUACCGCGUGGUUCUGCUCUUCUUUGGGCUUGGAAAAGUGUUCCCGCGACUACACGACGAGUACGACCCAGAUGCUCGGGUGCUGGCCUCCAUGUCUCACGGUAGCCACUCAACGUCUACAAGGUAA